CACGAGCAAGAGAAGAAGGGAAAAAUAAGCCGCACGAACGUGAACGUCACUCCCUGUACGGGUGUAACCAUUGCUGAGCUGACUGAGACGGUUAUAUUUGUCUGAACAUAGCACUGAACUAUCAUGCAUCGAGGCUACGGCUCUGGUAACUCCAGUUGGGGAGGUGGAGGAUCAGGCAACAGAGGCUCUGGCUUUGAGCUGUAUGGAGGGUCCUAUAAGGACUCAAUGUCUGGCCUUGGUGGCUAUGGAGGAGGUGGCAGUGGAGGAGGUGGCAGUGGAGGAGGUCAUAUGAAGAGAGGUCUAUCUGGAGCAUCCCUGCUCUCAUCUUCAGGCACAAAUGCAGAUGCAGUCAUUGCCAAGAUCAACCAGCGCCUGGACAUGCUCACUCAGUUGGAGGGUGGGUUGAAAGGGAAUCGUAGUGACAGGUUUGACCAGUACGAGUCAUUCGACUCGCGCACGUCCUCUCUGGCCUCCUCCCGAGAUCUCUACAGAUCUGGCGGCAGUAGCUAUGGUUAUGGUGAUGACCGUGGGGACAACCUGCUGUUGGGUCAGCGAGGAGGCUCUGGCUUCGGAGGGGGAAUGGGGCUUGGGGGAGGAGGAGGAGGCUUUGACAGCCUGUCCUCUUCCUAUGGAGUCGCUAAAAUGCGACAGAAUAUGAGGGAGUCCUUCGGCAGUGGCCAGGGAGGAGUUUCUGGAGGUGGAGGAUGGGCUGGAGCAGGCCGACGUUCCCCCAGAAGGGGUGGAAGUGCCGGGGGGCGAGGAGCUGGAGGAGGGUUUGGAAGCCACAGGUCUGAUCCCACUCCAUUAGGCGGUGGAAGGGGAAGUGGUAGUGGUGGCCAGUCCCACCGCGGCCACUCUCCAGGAGGUGGAGGUGGAGGUGGUAGAGGCAAGCUCCCAUCUCUUCUAUCCAACCGCAUGUACCCCGAGAGUGGGGGCUUCCAUCAGGGUUCCACCCAGGGGCCUCACGACUUUCCUGGGAGGCAUUUUGGCGGGGGCCCACGAGCUGGCCGCCAGCGAGGCCGCAAAAGACCCCUCAACAAACAGGUGAAGCCACAGCGUGAUGUCCAGAAGAAGAGGAAACAGAUGCUCACAGCAGCUGACGAACCCGAGUCAAAGAUAAAUAAGACAGAGAGGGCUGGGUCAGAGGUCCCUCAAGAGCAAGCUGAGAAAAAUGGGGAUGCCAGCGAACCAAAGGCUGCAGCUGAGGAGACAACACCUACUAAAGAGGGAGAGAAAGCUGCAACCAAACAGGAGCAAAAGAAAAAACCACAGGGCAAACAGAGUCCAGUGCAGAGUCAAGACAAGCACCCGAAAAUGAGAAAGAGACGGGGCUUCCUUGAAAGGAUGAUGUUCGCCUGCUCGGUCUGCAAAUUCCGUUCUUUCUACAAGGAUGAAAUGGAAACUCACCUUGAAAGUCGCUUCCACAAGGACCACUUCAAGUUCCUCUCAGGCCAACUGUCCAAGCCCACCACAGAUUUCUUACAGGAGUACUUGCAGAACAAGUUCACGAAAACGGAUCAAAGGGUCAGCCAGUUGGAAAACCACAAUGCUGCCAUCUGCCAGGUGUAUAAAGAGCAGGACCUCACCAGAGAUCUUGGUAUGGAGCACUUCAUGAGGAAGGUGGAAGCUGCGCAUUGUGCCGCAUGUGACCUCUUCAUCCCCAUGCAGCUACACCUGAUACAGAAACAUGUCAAGUCUCCAGACCACAACUACAACCGCAAGGCAAUGAUGGAGCAGUCAAAGAGGGCCAGUCUCUCGGUUGCUCGAAGCAUCCUUAACCACAAACUCAUUGGCAAGAAGCUGGAAAGUUACCUCAAGGGUGAAAACCCUUUUGUUGGUAACCAGGACGACCAAGAUCCAGAGGACUCCAUGUUGAUGGAUGUGUCAGAAUUGGAGUUGACCAGUGAGACAGCAGAUGGGCAAACUGAGGUAGCACAAACCACAGAGGAGCCGGUGGAACAGGGAGACGCAAGCCAAGAGGUGGCUGAGGGAGAAGCAGCAGCAGCACCACCACCAACACCACCAACAACAAUAACAGCAGCAGCGGCGGCAGAAGAAGAAGAAGAAGAGGAGGAGGAGAAGAUGGAGGAGGAGCAAGAAAUCUGUGGAGAGGAGGAGGGCUUUGAGGUUGGAGAAGAGGAGGAGGAGGAGGAGGAAGCGACAUACGUGGUACAUGAUGAGAUUGGGGAAGAGGAAUUACAGUGUGACGAAGCAGAGGAUAAAGGACUGCAGGCAACAGUUGAGGACAAAGACAAGAAUCAGGAAUGACUUUGUCUCCAUGGGUGUAAUUUCUUGACCCUGAUAUCUGUUUGGACCAGUCGGUGACUCCCACUGUCCCGUGCAACCUCAUUAAGAAAUACAAACAUGCGCUCCCACCAUUUUUCACUGACUAAUGACUCUCGGCUUAUUCAGUGUCAUUUUUUGUUGUUACGGGAACAGUUUUGCAUUUUGAGAAAUCACAUUUUUUUGCUGAUUAAUUAGAUACAGUAUUGUGGUAUUAGGAGUUAAGUUACCAUCAAGGAGCAUGUGGCCAGUGUUGUCUCUCCCCUGGAUGGGAUGCCAGUCCAUCACAGAAUGCACUUCUUGUGGUAACAUAAAACAUUUUAGACCUGAUGUGUUUCAUGGAAGAUGGAGGUAGAGCUGUUACCACAUGUACUCUCGAGCAAACACAUUGACAGUGGACCGGUCAGUCUGUCGAAUCCAUUUCUGCUCAUCAUUUUCAGAGGUGUUGGCAGAAUUGGUUUUGAUUUAGGAGAAAACCAGGCUAUUAUAUGUAAUGUUUCACUUCACAACUCAAAUGUUAUCACAAACACAUGCUGUGUCCAUUUUCUUCUUCAAAGCUAGGGUCUGUAAUUUGUUACUGUGAAGCUUAUUUUUUUUUUCUUUUAUCAAUCUCAUUUGUUGAAAUCCUGUGUUGUUGUUUUUUUUUUGUUUUUUUUUUUUUUUCUUAAAGGAAAUCAUAAACAUCCCUGUGACUGUAGCUUUUGCUAUACCAUUAUAAAUGCAAGAUAUCGUUAAAAACAGGUGAAAUGAUGGACUGGUGUGUCUGUCAAAAUCCAUUACAUCCGACCUGACUCCCUGCGCACACCCUGUGUGCCUGUGUAGACUACUGAAGCACAAACAAUAGUCAGGAGUUUGAGUGUCAUGAGAAAGUGCAACCAAAAAUCACUGUUUCACAACAGACAAUUACUUUCUAAAUUUUGAGGAUGCAGCUUUGGCAGCAUUUCCCCCCCCCCCCCAAA
Molecule: messenger RNA, 3242 nt
Organism: Solea solea (common sole)
Lineage: Eukaryota; Metazoa; Chordata; Actinopteri; Pleuronectiformes; Soleidae
Gene: akap8l
Product: A kinase (PRKA) anchor protein 8-like
Exons: 13
Coding region: 124-2268 (714 amino acids)
Cellular component (GO): nucleus
Molecular function (GO): DNA binding
Source: RefSeq, a predicted model, not a curated record